UCCCCACGCCGAGCCGACACCACGUCGCAACACGCCGCGUUCUCGCGAACAAAAUCUCGGAGCCGCCUGAAUUUUUUUUAAAGUGUAACCUCCAUAGUUUUCUAAGUGAGAUACAAGUGAUUUUAUUCUUUAAUUUUCGAACUGUGAUAACUCAGGCGAGCGACGCGGGUGGGGCGCGAACUCCUGACAUACUGGCUCAGUCAGCCGUUGAUCGCCGAGUGGCACACACCAUCGAUUUUCUUCUUACGCCAGUACGCGAGUGAUCAAACAAAAUGCAUAUUGAAGUACAAGUAGCAUUAAACUUCGUGAUAUCAUACCUCUACAACAAACUGCCGAGGCGGCGGGUGAACAUUUUCGGAGAGGAGCUGGAGAAGGCGUUAAAAGACAAGUUUAGGGGUCACUGGUACCCUGACAGACCGUGCAGAGGCUCAGCAUUUAGGUGCUUGAAGACAGGGGGUCCUUUAGACCCUGUGUUGGAGAGGGCGGCAAGAGAAUCGGGCGUUCCAGUCCGUGAUGUGCUGGAACACCUUCCGAGAGACCUGGCUGUUUGGGUCGACCCAGGAGAAGUGUCCUACCGAAUCGGAGAAAAAGGUGCGGUGAAGGUUCUCUUCAGCAGCGAUGAAAGAGCAGCAGAGGAGCGAACUGACAGAGAGGUGACUCGCGCCUUCAACCCCGAAGCGCAAUGCUUCAGGCCCGUGGAGCCGGUGGCGGCGCCUUCGCCCCCCGCGCCCGCCGCCUUCUCUCCGGCGCCGCCGUUCCGCGCGCAACCGCUGACCUUCACGACGGCUACCUUCGCGCAGACCAAGUUCGGUAGCACCAAGCUGAAGACGAGCAGCAAGCGCGCCAACCGCAUGUCGCCCACGGAGUUCAGCAACUACAUCAAGCAGCGCGCCGUGCAGCAACAGCUGGCGGCGCGGGCGCUGUCCCCGGCCGACCCGGCGGCCUACUUCGUGUCGCGGCGCGAGGCGGCCCCGCAUCUGCUGCUCGCCAACUGAGGCUCUCGCCGCUCAUAGAUUCUUUACUUUUGUACGAGAGACGCGCGCCGCGAUUUAUUUUUUUAUUUUCCGCGGGGGCGUCCCGCGCCGCCCGCCGCUUGUGAUAUCCGUACGAUUUUUCAUAACUUUUUGUAUUCUCGUUCGUUACGUCGAUGUGUAAAUUUAUAGGAGCGAUGAUCUGCCGCGCGACUCGCCGGCGAUUUAUUUUCUUACUGUUUAAAGUCGGGUAGAAGUCUUCGGUCGAUGCGACUUUCGUGAAGCGAGACGAGAGUGCGCUCACGACGUACCUUCACGAGCGAGCCUGUAUUCAUUCGUCCUCCGAUCUAAGAGAAUACUGAUAAUAUUUAAAUAUGUAUACUUUAUAUUCGUAGUACGCGAAACGUCUAAUUUUUCACGUCGAAAGGCCAAUAGAGAAAUGACAUAUUUUUAAUAUUUAAAACUAAAUUCAUACUUUCUAAGAUAUAGCGUACUGUAACUGUUGUGUAUUCGAAUUUUGUAUGUAAUGACGUUUGCAUAUCCGUUCGGACGCGGUCGGACGGCGCGGCGGGCCGCCCGAAGGCGUCGGAGAUCUCACCUAGAGUAGUACACCUCGUACGAUUGUACCCUUGUAAUGAUUAUAUUAAACGUAAAUAUAUUAUAGGAUUAGCUACGUUUCAAUCUAACAGUAUUUUUUUAAGAAGAUAUUAGUCCUCGUGUACAUCGCCGGCCGACCGCGUCGAGGCGGCCGGCCUUAGUCUGUAUGGUAUACUUAUAUAAUGUUAUAAAGACGUGAAUGUGAAUAAAAAGUAUUUCUCAAUUCAUAAAGUAACUGGUGCAUGCGAAUUCAUAAAGUAAAAACUAUGUGUUAUUUAUCUUUUUUAUAUUUCACUUGGCACGUUCGGUGUUUCAAUCGAGGCUCAUAGUUGUAGGAGGCUGUGCUUAGGUACGCUGUAGUCAGCUUGUCGUUGCUCGGGACUGUGCUCGCUCGCCGUCCCUCACCACCACCCCACCACCCCACCACCCCACUACCACACGUCACUCGAGAGAGGUUCCUCCACAUGACCGGCGUCCCUUUCAUUUUUUAUAUCGAAUGACCCUUAUUUUCUAUUAGUCUAAUAAAAGUUACGCAAAUUAAUUUAAAUAAAAGCUUUAAUAGUUAAAAUAACGCGGAUAUUAUUGUAAUAUGAACUGUUUAACAGAUUUUUACAACUGUAAAGUAUAAACAAUAAUUCCAUGUGUCGCAAAUGCAAGGUCAUGUCGAAAAACCAAAAUUAUUGAUAGCACAACAAUGACAAGUUGUAUACGGAAAUGUGCACUAUUUUUUUACGAUUUUUAUAUUUUCAUUUAGAUUAAGUGUAGUAGUAUAAUUUAAUCAUUAAAGCAAUUUAUUAAUACCCUAUUAUUACGUAAACGCGGGCUCGAUUGAAAAACUGAGCAAAACGCUACAGUAUUUUUUGUAGAUAAAAUCUUAUAACGUAAGUUUAAUAAUACAACUUAGUAUAAUGAGAUUUUUUAUUACUAAAAGAUACUUUUUAUUUUUCUUUCUUUUGUAAGAUAUAUUCGAUGAGGUGUUAAAUAUAGAAUAAUAUUUGCAUAAUAUAGAUAGCGGAUCUCCAUAACCGCAAAUAUAAUUAGUCAAUAAUAAUUUUUCAUAUUGUUGUACGACUUUUUAAGUUUAUAUUAAAAUGUUUUGUGCAAUCUA
Pieris napi is the source of this 2676-nucleotide messenger RNA. It is a transcript of the gene Tob, whose product is annotated as protein Tob1. Gene Ontology annotation, biological process: regulation of gene expression. Gene Ontology annotation, cellular component: cytoplasm; nucleus. Gene Ontology annotation, molecular function: transcription corepressor activity. The record is from RefSeq and is a predicted model, not a curated record. The transcript has 4 exons. Bases 273 to 995 code for a protein of 240 amino acids. NCBI's taxonomy places the organism in Eukaryota, Metazoa, Arthropoda, Insecta, Lepidoptera, Pieridae.